Messenger RNA from Arachis duranensis, 702 nucleotides. RefSeq lists its product as uncharacterized. NCBI's taxonomy places the organism in Eukaryota, Viridiplantae, Streptophyta, Magnoliopsida, Fabales, Fabaceae. Bases 1 to 702 code for a protein of 233 amino acids. The transcript has a single exon. The record is from RefSeq and is a predicted model, not a curated record.
AUGGCUGGUGAGGAUAGUUUUAUAGUGUUGGUUCACCACAGAGGAUCGAUUAAGAGAAAAACUCGUUCCGGUGUCAAGUUCACCGAUAAGGAUCCUCUAUGUAUUAUCGUGAGUGCUACGACAAGCUUUGAUGACCUUGUUAGCUCUGUACUGCUGAAACUUGGUCUGGAUGGUGUGAAAAGGGUGAAGAAGUUUUUCUAUCGCAUUCCAAUCACGGUGCUCAAAGAUACCGUGAAGUAUGAUUGUUUCAUGAUCGGGAGCGAUGAGGACUUGCAGGUCAUGUUUCAUUGUCGCCGACAGUUUCCUGAAGUGAGGACACCAGAGCUGUUGGCAAAGUUGGUUGAUGUGGUGUCCAGCUCGGGGGGUUCGAAUCGGAAUACCAACACUUUAGCGACGGUUGCCGGUUCUAGCUCCAGACCUGCCGUUGCAUCCUCAGUACCUGCGUACGAGCCACCCGCCCAGCCUGUCGCCUCCCCGUCGUUCGCUGUUGAUCUCAACGGCAGUAUUGGCGACGAGGUUGGAACAGGGAAACUUCUACGUACCUCUGUACAAUGUGCUGCACCGGCUGGGGCUGGAGAUGGAUUGUUUGAUGAUCCAGAGGACGAUGAUGUUGAGCCGGAUAUGAUUGCUGAUGACAGUGGCGAUGAUAUUGGAGCGAGUGAGCCUGCCAGUGCGGGUGGUGGUUCUAGCUCUGGCACAUAG